Nelumbo nucifera (sacred lotus) is the source of this 847-nucleotide messenger RNA. RefSeq lists its product as uncharacterized. NCBI's taxonomy places the organism in Eukaryota, Viridiplantae, Streptophyta, Magnoliopsida, Proteales, Nelumbonaceae. The record is from RefSeq and is a predicted model, not a curated record.
GGAUUUAAUUAGGAGAUACCUUGGCCUUACUACAAUUAAUUGUACAUAGAUGGUGAUGAAAAGUGCAGACUCCCAGCAGAAAACGGAGUUGAAGAAAGGGGCAUGGACUCCAGAAGAAGAUGAGAAGUUGACUGCUUACAUUAGGAGAUACGGUCACUGGAACUGGCGCGAGCUUCCAAGAUUUGCUGGUCUAUCAAGGUGUGGGAAGAGUUGCAGACUCAGAUGGGUUAAUUACCUCCGGCCGGGUAUCAAACGAGGCAACUUCAGCGCAGAGGAAGAUGAAAUCAUCAUCAACUUACACCAAUCCCUUGGGAAUAAAUGGGCUGCAAUCUCUGCGCAAUUACCAGGAAGAACCGAUAAUGAAGUCAAGAACUAUUGGCAUUCCCACCUAAAGAAGCGGUUGAAACAAGAUCCUACAGCGUCGACAAAGGAGAAACUGCAAUCCGAAGAAAUAUCUGAUUAUAGCAAGGCGGAAACCAACGAUAAUUUUAAGAAAGAAUCAGAACCCGAAACCUCACCAUCAAUUCCCGGUAUUCUUUCAGACGAGGUAGAACGUUUCCAGCUAUCGUCACCGGAGUAUUGCAGUAGCGAUCUCUAUUAUUCGCCGAGCACUGAUUCUGGGGUUAUAGUUGGCACAGAUAAACACAAAACAACAUUACCACAAUCUAGUGCUAGCUUCUGGACAGAACCAUAUUUGGCAGGAAAUGCUUAUAUCAAUGACGAUUUUCUGGAGGCCUUUGCCAACCUUGAAUCUCUGUCUCCAUUUUCUCUGGUCUCCCUGGGGGAACCCUUGUAUCAAUCUGGUUUCUUCAUUGACGAUUACAUGAAUAUAUCUUCAACCAUUUGA